GACAUGGGAGAAUUUGGGAUAGCACCAAAAAUGGUCGCCACAACAAAGGAGUUUGUGUCUGAGGAAAAGGAGGACGUUCGAAGAAAGAGAGCGGCGGCAGCAGCUGACCAGCACAGUGUGUUACCAGCAUUACUACAGGACCUCAUCAUACCUGCCAGAGAGUCCAUCGGAGUCAGGCUGCUGAGGAAGAUGGGCUGGCGGGAUGGGACUGGAAUUGGUGCAAAGGUCAGGAGGAAGAUCAAGAUGAAGAGACAGGCUGAAGCUCCUGCCCAGAGGCUCUAUGGCUGUGCCCCUCCACCUGGUCACAGGCACUCAGAGGUGAGAA
Molecule: messenger RNA, 325 nt
Organism: Branchiostoma belcheri (Belcher's lancelet)
Lineage: Eukaryota; Metazoa; Chordata; Leptocardii; Amphioxiformes; Branchiostomatidae
Product: G patch domain-containing protein 1-like
Exons: 3
Cellular component (GO): nucleus
Molecular function (GO): RNA binding
Source: RefSeq, a predicted model, not a curated record